This is a messenger RNA of Paramisgurnus dabryanus, 3632 nucleotides long. It is a transcript of the gene aldh1a3, whose product is annotated as aldehyde dehydrogenase 1 family, member A3. The record is from RefSeq and is a predicted model, not a curated record. NCBI's taxonomy places the organism in Eukaryota, Metazoa, Chordata, Actinopteri, Cypriniformes, Cobitidae. Gene Ontology annotation, molecular function: oxidoreductase activity, acting on the aldehyde or oxo group of donors, NAD or NADP as acceptor.
CCCAAAGGGGGAGGACCUUUAAAAGUUGUUAUAAAGAGUGCUGGAUGUUGAAUCAUGUGCAGUGAACAGUGUUCUGUAAUCUUUCCAAUCACUUCUGUACACGUUCACAAUUUCAACUACUAUGGCACAGAAUGGAACUAUAGAGAACGGGGGCUCUCGAAAUGUUGCCCCUCCACCUCUGCCUCAACCUGUUAAAAACCCAGAGAUUAAACACACUAAGAUUUUUUUCAAUAAUGAAUGGCACAGCUCAGUCAAAGGAAAGACGUUUCCUACAUUCAACCCUGCAACAGGUGUCAAAAUCAGCGACAUUGAGGAGGCAGACAAAGUUGAUGUAGAUAAAGCUGUGGAAGCUGCCAGAUCAGCCGGGCAGAGGGGCUCUGUGUGGCGGCAGAUGGAUGCGUCGAGUCGGGGCGAGUUACUGAACAGACUGGCAGAUCUGCUGGAGAGAGAGCGCUGUCUGCUCGCAACUCUAGAGUCAAUGGACACUGGCAAGCCGUUCCUGCAUGCUUUCUUUGUCGAUCUGGAUGGCAGCAUUAAAACCUUGAGAUAUUACGCUGGUUGGACAGACAAGAUUCACGGGAAAACCUUGCCAGUCGAUGAAAACUUUGUGUGUUUCACCAAACACGAGCCCAUCGGUGUGUGCGGCGCGAUCAUUCCGUGGAACCUCCCUCUGCUGAUGUUUAUGUGGAAGAUAGCACCGGCCCUGGCCUGUGGCAACACGGUGGUCAUUAAACCCGCCGAGCAAACCCCACUGACAGCUCUCCAUGUUGGUGCCCUAAUAAAGGAGGCAGGUUUUCCACCUGGAGUCGUGAAUAUCGUACCGGGAUUUGGACCUACGGCUGGGGCGGCAAUCGCAAGUCAUAUGAGCAUUGACAAAGUGGCUUUCACAGGCUCCACAGAGGUGGGGCAGCUGAUCAAAGAAGCGUCGGCCAGGAGCAACCUGAAGAGAGUGACUCUGGAGCUCGGGGGCAAAAACCCCUGCAUUGUGUUCGCUGACUCAGAUCUGCAGUUGGCGGUUGAGGAGAUUCAGAAAGGUGCAUUCUUUAACCAGGGCCAGGCAUGCACCGCUGCGUCCCGCGUGUACGUACAGGAGCAGGUCUAUGAUGAGUUUGUGCGGCUCAGUGUGGAAAGGGCCAAGAACAUAGUGGUCGGAGACCCCAUGGAUCCACGUACCUCACACGGGCCACAGAUUGACCAGCAGCAGUUUGAUAAGAUCCUGGAGCUGGUGAACAGUGGGAAGAAGGAGGGAGCAAAGCUGGAGUGUGGUGGAUGUGAGGUUGAAGACAAAGGCCUGUUCAUCCAGCCCACCAUUUUCUCUGAUGUCAAAGAUCACAUGCGUAUAGCCAAAGAAGAGAUCUUCGGGCCGGUUCAGUGCAUCAUGAAGUUUAAAACACAGGAGGAGGUGAUUGACAGGGCUAACAGCUCACAGUACGGGCUGACGGCAGCAGUGUUCACUCGUGACAUAGAUCGAGCCCUUAGUGUGUCUGGGGCCUUGGAGUCUGGAACUGUUUGGGUGAACUGCUACAACGCCUUACAUGCUCAAGCUCCUUUUGGAGGCUACAAGAUGUCAGGAAAUGGACGCGAGCUGGGUGAAUAUGCAUUGGCUGAGUACACUGAGGUCAAAGCCAUCACUAUUAAACUCAAAGAGCAGCUGAGACUGUGAUCUGUGGUAUUACUGAUCUGAGACCAGUCCUUUACUGUGGACUUCAUCUAUGCACAGACUGCUUUCAUUCGUAACUGCUGCUGCAUCUGUCAAUCAAAGGAUGGAAAAUCCGGCUUUACCAUGAAAUUAUUUCUCAUUUUACCCUAAUCCGUAAUGUAUCAGUCCCUGUUUAUUCUUUGUAGAUGUUCUGUACAGAUUAAAAGAAAUGUGUGUUUUUAUGUUUUAUUUAAUGUUGAUGAUUUUAUAUCAAGCAAAUUCAUUCAUCAUCUUUCAAUAUUUACUUAUAUAUAUAUAUGUGUGUUUCCAAGCUCAUACCCUACGUACUUUUAUUAUUGUGAUUGACAUUGUUUUAGAGACAGGCCACAUAAGACUUAAUUGUUUUGGUUGCAGUGGGGGCUUAUGACUGCUCAUCCGAGGGGGCAAAUUCAAAAUAUGUGUUCGGAGUGUCAUGUGUGUUGCUCGUGCUUUCAAAAUAUGUGUUUGUUGCGUCAUGUGAACCAUGUGCUUCACGUGCUUUGUCAAAAUAAGUGCCUGCAGAACACAUAUUUUGAACUUUCGAACCACACACAUGAUGGGCUACAUACUGUACAUGUUGUGAAGAACUUCGGAUCGAGUGCCCUCGAAAAAAGAAGUCACCUGCCGCCACUGUUUGGUGGUACAGUUUUAUCUGAUGUCUUAAAGGUCUCCUUUUAUGGCAGCUACAUAAACACCAUGGAUAGUCUGAUAUAUGGGUCAAUGACAAAACAAGCUCCUAAAAACAUUUUAUUAAAACGUUUUGUUUAUUGAACAUUAUUUCAGUACAUUUUAAUGAUUUUAGCACAAUAUUUUUGAUAUCCCUAUUUUAAAAAAAUGUCAGGUGGUACUUUAAAGUCAUUGUCUAUUGGCCAGAUAGGUUUUAAGCUCCUUAUGUCACGCUGAUUUUGAUGUUUGUUUAUUCAACAGUGGCAUUUAAAAUUAUAAUCCUAAAAAAUUUUUUUAUUGGAAAAUAACUUUACCAUAAAAGUACAAUUUGAGAACUUUAAAUUUAAGAACAAUAUAUAUUUUAUUAUAAUAUGGAUUAUAGCUUUAAUAAAUGAAACCUUAGUUAAAUUAUUAGCUAAAUUAUUAGCUUAUUACAAAUAUUUUAAUAUUUCAUUAAUAUUUUUAUUAUAGCUUAAUAUUUUUAUUAAGGGGCAUUCAUAGCAAUUUGGCAUUCUGGUUGCACCACCUGACCUUAGCUAUGAAUUAACAUUUUACUUUCUACUUUAUAAGCUUUUGCCUGUAAUGUCAAAUUCAUACAUUAUAUUUGUAUUUAAAAAUAUAUUUGUUGCAUUUUUUUAUAUUAUGUUGGUUGUACCACCUGAAACAGAAAUUGUACCACCCUACACAUUACAUUAAACUAGCUAUUUCAGUAUUUGACAGAAAUCUACAAACUUUUCAUUCAGAUAUAAAGACCACUUGGGGUUUACUGGAUGAUGUGAUAUCAUGUUUACUGUUUAUAGGCCUACUUGUUAACUUCUUAAUAAAAGGCCCAUUAUUAUGGUUGUACUACCUUGACAUUUGAGAACAUCCAAAUUGUUGGACAGAAGUUAUUCUAUUCCUAACAUCCCAACCACUACUGAUUUUUGUGUUUUUUUAAUAAUAAAGGUUUCAAACAUAAAAUAAUGCCAAAGUAUGUUAUUAUGAAUUGUUUUAUAAUUUAAACCCCAUUUUUUACAGUUGUCUUAAUCUGCUAAUUUGUAUGGACAGUUUGAGGUACAAAAAACCUAGUAUUUAUUAUUAAAAAAUAAAAAAAAUUUAAUAAAACUGAAUAGGUUUUUAUAGACUAAAGUGAUACGUGUCAUAAAUGUAUAAAGAUAUUUUUAUAGUAUAUGCCCCAGACACAAAAAUAUGCAUGUCAUGUCAUUGACCCAUAUGUCAAGUAAAUAAUAUGUUUUUAAUCACCUCAGUAAAAAAUGUUGCCUUUGUCUCACAAUGAAUCCUUUCUGAA